AUGGAUUGGGAGAACGUAGCUGCUGAGGAUGUGAUAGAGGCUCUACGAGAAGUGGAGUGGUCGACGCCUCCUUGUUCAUUGGGAGAGUUCGUCUCUAGAUUCGUGUCUCAAAUGCAAUCUCUACUAGACGAAUUACUUUAUCCUGGUCUUGCUUUGAUUACAAGACCAUUGGCUAUUGUGGGUGCUGCUUUUACUGCCUGA
This is a messenger RNA of Eruca vesicaria subsp. sativa (arugula), 201 nucleotides long. The record is from the annotation of a GenBank genome assembly. NCBI's taxonomy places the organism in Eukaryota, Viridiplantae, Streptophyta, Magnoliopsida, Brassicales, Brassicaceae.